Messenger RNA from Acanthamoeba castellanii str. Neff, 897 nucleotides. Its product is annotated as zincbinding dehydrogenase family oxidoreductase. Bases 1 to 897 code for a protein of 298 amino acids. NCBI's taxonomy places the organism in Eukaryota, Discosea, Longamoebia, Acanthamoebidae. The transcript is spliced from 9 exons. The record is from RefSeq and is a predicted model, not a curated record. Gene Ontology annotation, molecular function: oxidoreductase activity.
AUGAGCAGCAAGACGAUGCGCGCGGUGUCGGUGGGCGAGCCGGGCACGGUGGCAGACGACGUGCCCAGGCCCGAACUGAAGCACGCCUAUCUGCUGGUCAAGAUCACUGCACUCAAUCAUGCCCACACGGGCCAGCAGCUGCCCAAGUAUCCGCCUCCGCAGGGCGACCCUGCGGUGCUGGGCCUCGAGAUGGCGGGCGUGGUCGAAGAGGUCGGCGAAGGUGUGACCUCGUUCAAAGCCGGCGAUCGCGUGUGUGCGCUGCUUGGCGGAGGCCUUGCCGAGUACUGCGUCAUCCACCAGGACACCGCCAUGCACAUUCCCGAGAACUUGUCUGACGAAGAGGCGGCGGCCAUUCCGGAGGUCUUUCUCACGGCCUACCAGGCGCUCGUGUGGAUCGGCGGCCUCGAGGCCAACAAGCGCGUCCUCAUCCACGCCGGCGUGAUCAUCACGGCGUUGAAGGAUAAGCUGAGCUUCUGUCACGAGGUGGGCGCCGACGAGACCAUCGACCUCCGCGAAAACGAGGGCAGAUGGGCCGACAAGGUGCUCUCGCUCACCGGAGGCAAGGGCGUUGACAUCAUCAUCGAUGUCGUCGGAGCGCCGUUCUGGGAGCAGAACCUGGCCGCCCUCGCCAUGGACGGCACGCUGGUGCUGCUGGCGUUCUGGAGCGGCUCCCAGAUCUUCAGUUGCGAUGUUGUGGCCAUUCUGCGCAAGCGGUUGAGCAUUCGCGGAUCGACGCUGAGGGCGCGCUCGCUCAACUACCAGAUGAAGCUCACCAAGUUACACGCCCUGGGUAAGGAAUUUGAGGCAUUCGCGAUGGACAAGUUCGAGGGGCGACUCAAGGCCGUCAAGACCUGCUCGUACCUGGAGAGCGGUCAUAGGUUGGGCAAGAUUGAGUAA